AAUUGUUACCCAGAAAUGAUUUGAUAUUGAGGUAAAAACGGCUGCAUUGGAGCUUUAAAAAUACAAUGAUGUGCGCAUGUCGUCAUUUGCCAAGCAACGAUUGUUCCGACUGUUUGGUUUAUCUGUGGUUUGCGUAGCUAGCCAGUUUGAGUUUGUUGGAAUGCAAUGAUUAGUAAGCUAGCAUAGCUCAAUAUAUUUCCGCAUCUAAAGAUUUAUUGCUUCGCAAGGUUUGCCAAAAUGCUUUUAAACAAUUUGCUUGAGUGUUUGCCGCCUGACCUCGAAUCAGUCCUUGUAAAAAUGGGUCAUUUUAAUAAUCCAAGCAAGCUAACUUUAGCUACAUCUUGCAAAUUGAAGAUGUUUUGCUAGCUAGCUAAUUUAGUUAGGUUUGAUCGCUACAAUUUAUUGAUAGUGUAGCUGCAGGGUGUCCUGUAGUUUGGCAAAGUGUUAACGUGUUUUUGUCCAUCUGAUUUAGCUUCUUAGCCUAGCUUGCUACGUUAGCUGAAUUAGCUAGCAUCAGCUUUUUCUAUCGUUUACUGAAUUUGACGUAUCGCUACUAUCUGUAAAAUAUGGCUACUGCCUCUAGCUCAUGUGUGGGGAUAAAUGGGUCGAGAAAUGGACCCUCUCUCUCUACACCGACAUUGGUAGCACCUGGACAAUCUCAGCCUAUGGUCGUUGUAUGGGAAUGGCAGGAUGAUCUUGGCUUCUGGCGACCAUAUAGCGGCCAGGUGAGCGGCUAUAUCGAACAAUACUUCUCUCCGCGGGGACACAGAGGUGGGGGUCCUGGCUCCACCAGCAUCAGCCUAGGACAAUCCGAUCCCAGCUUGUCGCCUUAUCUCAUAGACAUACCAAGCUUGAACCAGUUCCGCCAAGAUACAGGGAAAACGCGGUCUGUACGCCGUCAAUUGUUUGCCCAGGCCUCAGGCUUGGGUAGCGGAGUAUAUUGGGAGUGGGCAAAUGACGAAGGAGGAUGGACUCCGUAUGAGACUCGCACUUCUAUUCUACUAGAACACAGCUACCUGGCACGGCAGGCCACUGCGGAUAUGGCCUCACAUGGCUAUAACUACAUAGUGGACCUCACAGCGCUGGCCCAGGUCAACAAGGCCACAGGCUUCAGGCGGCAGGUCCGACGGCAGGGUAACUUCCCCUACCCGCUGGCGUCUGGCGCCUCCGUCAUCCACUCGGGCCCGGCUUGCUCCUGCCACCAGUGUCUGAGCCACAGCUGCACUGGCCCCAUGCCCAGCCGUUCACGCCACUCCUUCUCCUCUGGGCAGCUGAGCCGACCCAGCUUCCAGGGCCCCAGCAGGGCGGCUGGAGCUCACCCCACCUCGGUGUACUCGCCCUACCCCAGGAGGCCGCUUUCUGUGGGGGGCAUGGCGUGGGGUGGUCCCUGGCCCCCGACACCCUCCGCUAGUCAGUUCCCUGGACCUCCACUGUCUUACCCUACCAGUGGCAAUGGCUUAAGUGUCCCCGCCAUCCCUCUGCAACGGAAUGGAUCCACCAGUGUGAGCUCAGCCCUUGCAGGCAUGGCCUCCAUUUUGAUGUCAGCAGUGGGACUCGGCGUGCGCUUCACGAGUGCCCCCUCCCGCACCCCUUCCUCCGUUCCUCCUCCCCCCAGCAGCACCAGCAGGCCCGCAGGCUCCAAAACUCACAGCAGCAGCUCGGUUAGGAGGGCAAAGAGGCAGCACAGGACAGCCCAGAAACCAGAGGAUGUCAUUCACCGCUACAUGGAGGAAGUGGCCUCUGCUCAAGACGAGGACUGCAUCAUCUGUAUGGACCGGCUGUCGUGUCCGUCGGAUUACGCCGUGGCGUCCGAGGGAGCACAAUCCAUCCCACCCGGCGCUGUGGGAAAGUUCACCAAGUGUGGACACACCUUGCACAUGCUCUGCAUGCUUGCCAUGUACAACAAUGGAACCAAGGAUGGCAGCCUCCAGUGCCCGUCAUGCAAGACAAUCUACGGGGAGAAGACUGGGACCCAGCCCAAGGGCAAGAUGGAGAUCUAUAGUAUUGCACAGUCCCUCCCCGGCCACCCAGACUGUGGAACUAUCCAGAUAAUUUACAGCAUUCCCCCUGGGAUACAGGGUCCAGAGCACCCUAACCCGGGGCAGCCAUACACCUGUAGAGGCUUCCCUCGCUUCUGCUUCCUCCCAGACAACGACAAGGGCCGAAAGGUGCUUGAGCUGCUGAAGGUAGCGUGGACGCGGCGCCUCAUCUUCACAGUGGGCACGUCUAGCACCACGGGCGAGCCCGACACGGUGGUGUGGAAUGAGAUCCACCACAAGACUGAGAUGAUGUCCAACGUUUCAGGCCACGGCUACCCGGACCCCAACUAUCUGGAAAAUGUGCUGUCCGAACUGUCCUCCCAGGGGGUGACCGACGACUGCCUGGUCAAACCGGAGGGCCCCAGCCAGGGAGGAGCGUCAAACUCUGGACUGUGAAACUGACCCUGAAUCAGUUUCCUCAUAAUGUCACUACUUCAACAUAGAGAACAUAUUCACAUUCCCACUUGGAUGUUGUUGUUUUUUUUAUCUUAUUAAAUAUUCAAUGCGAAGCAGAUGUUAUGUUAAAGUGCAGUGUGCAGAAUACUGCACAUACUGAUAAUGUGGGGUUUGUCGUGGACUUUAUUUGCUGUAGUAGCGCUCCACCAGCUCUUGGUUUAGUCACCUGUUCCCUAUAUAGUAAACUACUUUUGACCAGGGCCCCAUAGGGUUCUGGUCAAAAGUACUGCACUACAUGGGGAAUAGGGUGCCAUUUUAGACAACCCUUUUCUUGAAAAAAGUAUAGUGCUUUUUUUUUUUUUUUUUUUUGGAGCAGCCUGAUGUGUCGCACCUCUUGGCAUGCUCCAUGAAAGGUGGCAGCUCUUGCGUGGGAACACAGACGUCGGUAGCACUUUAGUUUUGACAGUGCAUUUAAUUAACACUUAUAGUAAUUACCAGGUUAAUAUCUGUGAUUGUUUUUCAAAUUGGUAUAUUAUGCAAAUACUUUAGUGAUAUUUCUCUUGAAAAGCAAUGUAGGCCUACUUAGGCAAAUCACUGUAUACACAAACACAUUAAAUACUAUACAAAAUGGUAGCAAAGUGAGUACCUGAUUGAUUGUGUUAUAAUGGGAGGGGGGAGAGAACUGUUUAAUUGGUCAUUUUCAUAUUUGUCAGUAAUGAAAGCACUGUAAAGGAACAGAUGUCUGUAAAUGCCAGUUCAUUAAGAAGCAUAACAUGGAAGAGAAACUUCUCACUUUGCCUUUGGUUCAGCAUAAUAUAAAUAUUUAAAUGCAUUAACCAUUUGUAAUAUUUUUAGUUUUACCUAAUUUGAUGGGAAACACGUGGAUUUGUCAUGCUUAAUGCAGACUAAACUGGGCCUGUAUUCACAAAGUAGCAGUGCUGAUAUUGAUCAGGUCCUCCCUGGCCUAUGUAAUCUUAUUCAUUAUCUAAGGCAAAACUCAUCCUAGAUCACCCCUCCUACUCUGAGAUGCUUUAUGCAUACGGACCCUGAUGCUUUGCUACACCCACUUAGAGCUACAGAGCAGUAUGGAGACCUCCUUAAAGUUUAACUUUGGAAGCGUUUGUGCAUAUUGGAAAGCUUACAGGGACUCUUGACCUGAGCCCUAUACUACGUACAUUGUUUUGAGGAGUUGGCAAGGUAACUUUGGUCAACUCUUGAGUUAACAGGUACCACGAAAGUGGCUCAUCUUUGAGCCAGUUACAUUUUUAAAUGGCAACGAGUCCUUUUAGAACUAACCAGCUCCAGGGCAGGCUGUGUUCACAUUGCCCUAAAAAAGUGAACUGGGCUGUGGAAUUCAAGCGAACUGAACUUUGACCAGCUCUUGAUGGUCUGUCUGAUUCUCUUCAGGGGCUCUUGGGAGUUUUCACAAUGCACAAAUUAAGCAAACUGCAUGCGUUCACAAAAAUUGCCUGGAAAAGGGGGGGACCAAGUGUGAAAACACCCUUAGAAAACCUUGAGUAGAUCUCACUUAAAAAGAGGAAGGGAAGUGCUACUAAGAUUUCACUUCAAUUGUAGUAUAGGCCUACCCCCUCAGCUUUGCACUAGAAGAUAUAAAAACAGAAAAACGAUUACCACAGGUCAAUUCACUUUCUCUGACAAUCUGGACGAAAUAGCAUAGCCAUCAAGAGCAGUCUGGAUUUUUCUUUUUCGGCAUGUUUAGGGUAUAUUAACCUGGAUCGUUCAAUUCCACAGCACUGCUGUCCAACAUCCAGUUAGGUUACAUUUUACUCAGUAUUCAGGUGUAUGCAAGCAUUUUGAAAAUGUUCUCCGCAAUAAAGAACUGAUAAAUGAA
Oncorhynchus masou masou (cherry salmon) is the source of this 4287-nucleotide messenger RNA. It is a transcript of the gene dtx2, whose product is annotated as deltex 2, E3 ubiquitin ligase. The record is from RefSeq and is a predicted model, not a curated record. Gene Ontology annotation, cellular component: nucleoplasm. Gene Ontology annotation, biological process: protein ubiquitination; Notch signaling pathway. Gene Ontology annotation, molecular function: ubiquitin protein ligase activity; zinc ion binding. Lineage: Eukaryota; Metazoa; Chordata; Actinopteri; Salmoniformes; Salmonidae.